Messenger RNA from Chelonus insularis, 3420 nucleotides. It is a transcript of the gene Actn, whose product is annotated as alpha actinin. Lineage: Eukaryota; Metazoa; Arthropoda; Insecta; Hymenoptera; Braconidae. The record is from RefSeq and is a predicted model, not a curated record. Gene Ontology annotation, biological process: muscle cell development; actin cytoskeleton organization. The coding region runs from base 267 to 2942 and encodes 891 amino acids. Gene Ontology annotation, molecular function: calcium ion binding; actin filament binding. The transcript has 9 exons. Gene Ontology annotation, cellular component: cell projection; cortical actin cytoskeleton; plasma membrane.
UACGUCAGGCACGAUAAGGAGUGUGAGCGGGCAUGGAUUCGUCAUUAACUCGUUUCCGUCCUUCUGAAAAAUUAUCCGAUUCGCACAAAUUCAUACACUCUAUUUCUGUCGCGCGUGGGUGAAUGAGGUUCUACAAAAACACGUCACGAUAACUAUUUUCGAACGUCCUUUCUGCGUUCCAUCAGCCGUCGUCCAUCGUCCUCGACACCUCUGAAAGAAGAGUAAGCCGAGGUUAGCUGGAAGAAGACUGAACUACACGCGGAAGGAUGAACGACAUGGAAGCUUACGGUGACGGAUACAUGGAGCCUGAAGAAGAGUGGGAAAGGGAAGGAUUACUCGACCCGGCCUGGGAGAAACAACAGAAAAAAACAUUCACAGCAUGGUGCAAUUCACAUCUCCGAAAGGCUGGGACUUCGAUAGAAUCAAUCGAAGACGACUUCAGAAAUGGUCUGAAGCUUAUGCUCUUGUUGGAGGUGAUUUCGGGUGAAACAUUACCGCGACCUGAUCGUGGUAAGAUGCGUUUCCAUAAAAUUGCAAACGUCAACAAAGCUUUAGAUUAUAUUGCAAGCAAAGGAGUCAAAUUAGUCUCCAUUGGAGCCGAAGAAAUUGUUGAUGGCAAUUUAAAGAUGACACUGGGUAUGAUCUGGACAAUUAUCCUUCGUUUCGCAAUCCAGGAUAUCUCUGUGGAAGAAAUGACUGCAAAAGAGGGUCUUUUAUUAUGGUGUCAACGAAAAACUGCACCUUACAAAAACGUCAACGUUCAAAACUUCCACUUAUCUUUCAAAGAUGGUCUUGCUUUUUGUGCACUUAUUCAUCGUCAUCGUCCAGAUCUCAUUGACUACAAUCGUCUAAGCAAAGAUAAUCCACUGGAGAAUCUUAACACAGCCUUCGAUGUUGCUGAAAAAUACUUAGACAUCCCACGCAUGUUAGAUCCAGAUGAUUUAAUCAACACUCCUAAACCGGAUGAAAGAGCCAUCAUGACCUACGUGUCCUGCUACUAUCACGCUUUCCAGGGUGCUCAGCAGGCUGAAACUGCAGCAAACAGAAUUUGCAAAGUCUUGAAAGUCAAUCAAGAAAAUGAACGCUUGAUGGAAGAGUAUGAAAGAUUGGCCUCUGAUUUAUUGGAAUGGAUUCGACGAACUAUGCCUUGGCUUGCUAGUCGACAAACGGAUAAUUCUCUUGCAGGAUGUCAGAAAAAGCUUGAGGAGUAUAGAACUUAUCGUCGAAAACAUAAGCCACCUCGUGUUGAGCAGAAAGCUAAGCUUGAGACAAAUUUCAAUACUCUUCAGACUAAGCUUAGGCUAAGCAACCGACCUGCUUACAUGCCUACAGAGGGCAAAAUGGUCUCGGAUAUUAAUAAAGCUUGGAAAGGCUUAGAACUAGCAGAAAAAUCCUUUGAAGAAUGGCUACUUUCUGAAAUGAUGCGUUUAGAACGUUUAGAACAUUUGGCACAGAAGUUUAAGCAUAAAGCUGAUGCCCAUGAAGAUUGGACAGCUGGUAAAGAGGAGAUGUUAACUUCUCAACAUUUCCGCCAAUGCAAGCUUAAUGAACUUAAGGCAUUAAAGAAGAAACAUGAAGCAUUUGAGUCUGAUCUCGCUGCUCAUCAAGAUCGCGUAGAACAGAUUGCAGCUAUAGCUCAAGAACUUAAUACUCUCGAAUAUCACGACAGCGCUUCUGUAAAUGCUAGAUGUCAACGUAUUUGUGAUCAGUGGGAUCGUUUGGGAACUCUGACUCAACGUAGACGUCAAGCUCUUGAUGAAGCUGAACGUAUUCUUGAAAAAAUUGAUGUUCUUCAUUUGGAAUUUGCCAAGCGAGCUGCGCCCUUCAAUAAUUGGCUCGAUGGAACACGAGAAGAUCUUGUUGAUAUGUUUAUUGUCCACACAAUGGAAGAAAUCCAAGGUCUUAUGGAUGCUCAUGCAGCCUUCAAAGCAACUCUUGGUGAAGCUGAUAAGGAAUACAAUGCUAUUGUUGGUCUUGUGCGUGAAGUAGAAUCCAUUGUCAAGCAGUUCCAAAUCCCUGGUGGUUUAGAAAAUCCUUAUACUACUUUGACAGCUCUUGAUCUUACAAAAAAAUGGAGCGAUGUCAGGCAAUUAGUACCACAACGUGAUGGAACCCUUCAAGCUGAGUUACGUAAACAACAAAAUAACGAACUUCUUCGAAGACAAUUCGCUGAGAAAGCUAAUGCCGUUGGACCAUGGAUUGAAAGACAACUUGAUGCAGUUACUGCCAUUGGCCUUGGACUACAAGGAACACUUGAAGAUCAACUUCACCGUCUUAAAGAAUACGAGCAAGCUGUCUAUCAAUACAAAGCCCAUCUUGAAGAGCUUGAAAAGAUUCACCAAAUGGUUCAAGAAGGCAUGAUCUUUGAAAAUCGGUAUACUCAAUACACAAUGGAAACUUUACGUGUUGGUUGGGAACAGUUAUUAACAUCUAUUAAUCGUAAUAUCAAUGAAGUCGAAAAUCAAAUUCUUACUCGUGAUUCUAAGGGUAUUACACAAGAGCAGCUUAAUGAAUUCCGAAGCAGUUUCAAUCAUUUCGAUAAAAAUCGAACGGGUCGAUUAGCUCCUGAAGAGUUUAAAUCAUGCCUGGUAUCGUUGGGUUACUCUAUUGGCAAAGAUCGUCAAGGAGAUAUUGAUUUCCAACGUAUUCUUGCUAUCGUCGAUCCCAAUAAUUCAGGAUAUGUACAGUUUGAUGCUUUCCUAGACUUUAUGACUCGAGAGUCUACAGAUACUGAUACUGCCGAACAAGUUAUUGACAGUUUCCGUAUUCUCGCUGGUGACAAGCCAUACAUCUUGGCUGAUGAGUUAAGGAGAGAAUUGCCACCAGAUCAAGCGGAAUACUGUAUUCAACGAAUGCCACCCUACAAAGGACCUAAUGCUCAACCUGGAGCACUUGAUUACCGCUCAUUUUCAACGGCCCUUUAUGGAGAAUCUGAUCUUUAAAGUAUAAAGACUUUAAAAACCCAUUAAGAUCAUUUUUACACAUUUACAUAUCGACAUAAACGUUGACAAUUUCAUUGAUUUAUAACAGAAAAAAAUAGUUGAAUUUAAAAUCACUUCACCAUGCAUCGCUUCAAUGCGUAUUUUUAAGUACGCAAAAAGCUUCCAUACGUCUAAAAAUAUUACCGUAUGAUGAAUAAAAUCAUACCGAUACAUACGAAUAUUAGUCAAUAACGAGCGCCUAUUGAAGAAUAUAAUCAAUGCCAUAUUUGAGCCAAAUAUUUUUAAUUGGUUUUGAUAAUUUUUUGAGAGAAUCAAUUAAUUUCUAUUAUAACAAAUUCUUUUAACAUUUUUAAGAUACAUCAGUCUAAUACGAGACUGAAAAAAAAUAUUAAUGAUAUAUAAUGAUAAAUUUCAUUAAGAAAUAUAAAUCAAAUCAAUUCGAUAAUUUUUAUUAUAAAAAGUUUAAAUGUGCUCGAUA